UUAUGGCCACUCAACCUCUCCUUGAAACAUUGCCAAAAGAUUUCCAUAAAAUGCCACCCAAUUAUGAUUUCUCCAAUAAAGGUUAAAUACAUAUAUUUAUAACAUAUUAAAGGAGUUAAUUGGAGAGAUUAUGAGAAAGACUUUAUCUUGAGAACAGAUGCAGUCUGGGAAAAAGAGUAAUUAAAGGAUUGGUUUAGAUUAUAUACUAAGGUACUAUUCAAUUGAGAAUUAGUGUUUUUAUUUUGAUACUACAGCAAAUAAAUACUCUUUGAUGGAACCUGAUGAUGUUUACACUAUAUUAUUUGAAGGAUGUAAAAACUUGAAAUGAUAAUUUUUAUAUAGGGGCACUUGAAGAUUGUCUAUUCCCAUUCAGAGGUACUACUCCAACUGGUAGAACAAACUGUUUCUAAGUUGGAUUACCACCAAAACAAAAAGUGUAUGUGCCAUAUCCAACAUAUUAAUCACAAUAAGAUUAUUUCACUUUAUGUGCUCUUAGAUUUUAGAAAUGGUUUGAUUGCGAUUAAGCUGAGCAUUUCAAAAUGGAUAAAACAGAAGCAGAUUAUCUUAAGAGAGCUAAAGUUUAUCCUUGUUAUGCAAUGUUUUAUGAAGCUGCAUAUGCUUGCACUGUAUUGAAAUACUAAUUAAACUUUUUAGGAUGAUAUGUUUGAUUUCCUUAUGGAAUUAGCAUAUACAAGAAGAUCAAAUAGAACAUUUGAAUAUAAUCACUUCCAACAUGAAAUGCGUAGACCCCCCACAAUUUAUGACUCUCCUAAAAAUGCUGAAAGAGUUAAAAAGACAUAUUGAU
Messenger RNA from Paramecium pentaurelia, 805 nucleotides. Lineage: Eukaryota; Ciliophora; Oligohymenophorea; Peniculida; Parameciidae. The record is from the annotation of a GenBank genome assembly.